CCAACCCCUUCGUUUUAAUGCGACCUCGCCCAUCAAUUCACUCUCUCACUCUCUCACACUCCCCUGCGCUGCACCUGCUUUUACCCUCGUCGGCUCAGCGAGCUCACCGGUCGACUGCUGAGCUUGGCCGGCGGUAGCUAGGUAGGUGGGAUGGCUGCGGCGCGGUCGGCAUUGGCGUCGGCCGGCCGUGCGGCGAACGAGGCGGUGAGCUUGGUGGUGUUCAUGCUGCUGGACGUGGUGGAGGUGCUCCUGUGCGUGGUGUACAAGGUGGCGGACUACAUGCUGGAGGGCGCGUGGCGGCCGUGCUACUGCUCCUCGUCGUCGUCCUCGGGGGCGGCGGCGGCGUCCGGGAAGAUCGUCGUGUCGGAGCGCGGCGGGUCCAAGGUGGUCAGCAUGCUGUCGUCGACCAAGCUGCACCUGGAGGACAUCUCCGACACGCUGUACACGCGCCCGUCGGUGCUCGCCGGCGCCGCGUCGGCGACCCGGUCGUCGCCCCCGCCCUCCUCCCGGCGCGGCGCCACCACGGUCACGGUGCACUCCGCCAUCGUGCAGAUGCUGAGGGGCAAGAUCGGCGUCGACGGCGAAGGCGGGAAGCAGCACAAGCCGUACCCGUCGCCGAGGUGGUCCGACUGCCACUGCGCCAACUGCAACCCGGCCGACGCCGGCCGCCUCUUCGUCCACGUCGAGGCGCCCCCCGACGGCGCGGCGACGGAGGAGGACGUGCUGUUCAUCCACGGGUUCAUCUCGUCGUCGGGGUUCUGGACGGAGACGGUGCUGCCGAACGUGAGCCAGGGCGCCCGCGCGCGGCGGCGGCUGUUCGCCGUCGACCUCCUCGGCUUCGGCCGCAGCCCCAAGCCGGCCGACUCGCUGUACACGCUCCGGGAGCACGUCGAGAUGAUCGAGCGCUCCGUCAUCGAGCGGCACGGGGUGAAGUCGUUCCACAUUGUCGCCCACUCCCUCGGCUCCAUCCUCGCGCUCGCCCUCGCCGUCAAGUACCCCGCCGCCGUCCGCUCCCUCACCCUCGUCGCGCCGCCAUACUUCCCGGUGCCGAGAGGGGAGGUCGGGACGCAGUACGUGCUGAGGACGGUGGCGCCGCGGCGGGUGUGGCCGGCGAUCGCGUUCGGCGCGUCGGUGGCGUGCUGGUACGAGCACCUCAGCCGCACCGUCAGCAUCGUGCUCUGCAAGCACCACCGCCUCUGGGAGCUCGCCUUCCGCGUCUUCACCUUUUACAGGGUCAGAACAUACCUGAUGGAUGGUUUCUUCUGCCACACUCACAUCGCUUCGUGGCAUACCCUCCACAACAUCAUCUGUGGCAGCGCCGGCAAGAUUGACAAAUGCCUUGAGAUCGUCAGGGAUCAGCUCACUUGCGACGUCACCGUCUACCAUGGCAGGGAUGAUGAGCUCCUCCCUGUGCAAUGCAGUUAUGCAGUGAAGUCGAAAAUACCUCGUGCCCGUGUUAAGGUUAUCGACGGCAAAGAUCAUGUCACCAUUGUUGUCAAAAGGCAGAAAGAACUAGCAAUGGAGCUGGAGGAGAUCUGGAACAGACAACGGUGACAUGAUCACCAUGAGUAAAUAGGAGAAACCACAAAGUGUGUUAAGAUGCACCUCAUCGGAUGAGUCGAAGUUGGGUCUUCCAGAGAAGAGCAAGACUGCGACAAACAAACACAUUUCUGAAUGCAACAGGAAACUGAAGAGCAAACAAGGCUCAACAGAAAUGUGAAGGCUACCUGAUUAAUUUUACCUUUUUUUUCCUUCUCAAGUAUUCAUAUUGAAGGUUGGGAAAAUUCUUGCCGAGUCUUGUGUAUAAUUAUGAUAAAUGAGUCCUUCCAGGCUUUUCAGCUGUAAACCUGGACAGAAUGUGAUAUGAUUAACUUGUGGGGAUUAUUAGAA
Molecule: messenger RNA, 1890 nt
Organism: Oryza brachyantha (malo sina)
Lineage: Eukaryota; Viridiplantae; Streptophyta; Magnoliopsida; Poales; Poaceae
Product: probable lysophospholipase BODYGUARD 3
Exons: 3
Coding region: 151-1554 (467 amino acids)
Source: RefSeq, a predicted model, not a curated record